UUGCCAGUCGGGGGCUGGGCCGCCGCCUCUUCCUCCUCCCGGAGUAGCUGAGCGGGGCGCGCGCGCGCGCGCGCGGGGCUCCCCUGGCUGGCGAGCGGAGCCAGCCCCGCCAUGGGCCGCUCCCCGAGCCCGGCUGCGGCUGCGGGGUCCCGGGCGAGGGCGUGAGCCCGCUGCAGUCUCCGAGCCUCCGCGGCGCCGGCAGGAUCAAUGAUGGUACAAGCAUGAGUCUGAGAAACAUUCCUGUUUGCAUUCUGCAACCUCCCUGUAGUGAUGGUUUUGGAAGGUACUAUAUGGGAAAACAGAAUGAAGGAAAUCAUGUCUAAUAACAACACAACCAAUAUAUCUCAAGCAAGAAAAGCUGUGGAGCAGUUAAAAAUGGAAGCAUACAUGGACAGGAUAAAGGUAUCCAAGGCUGCAGCUGAUUUAUUGGCGUACUGUGAUGCUCAUAUUGGAGAAGAUCCCCUUAUUAUACCAGUGCCUGCAUCUGAAAAUCCCUUCAGGGAGAAGAAAUUCUUUUGUACUAUCCUUUGAGUCAGUCUGUAAUUAAAAAUGUCCUUUGUGAAAAUCCAUUACUGAUGGUGCAUGCUUUUAGCAUUAGAUUUUCCCAGAGUUAUCAACAAUUAAACCCACAGUUACAACAUUUUUAGAAGCACAAUACAUUUUUAUGGUAAAUAAGUGGUUUACAUGCAGAUUUAGGAUAUCCUCACUUUCCUGCCAAUGCAUAAGUUUAAUAAUUUCAGUUAUUAAUAAAGAUUGUUUUGAUUUUCAAUGAAAGAACCAAAUAUAAUAUUAAAUGGUAGAUAUCUUUGCCAGUCAUAGAUUCUUCUGAGACCAAAAUCAGUCAUACAUAUUCUUGAACCUAUUUUUAAUUUUCAUUUUCGUAAAAGGUGAGUAAUUUAUUUUCAUUUGCCUUGACAAAUUUAUAUCUAACAAAAGCAGAAUGACCUCUCUUGAAGCAGAACGCCAGUUACUGCUGUAAUGCUGCUUGGAAUGGUCAAUCCUGUACAGUAAAUGGUAUUUAUAAAUGUGGAUGUUUAGUGAACACUGUAGCAAAUUUUACUUUAAAACUUGGUGGAAUUAAGCAACAUUGUGAGUCUGAAAUUUCCUUUACUGAAGAAAAUAAAGGCACGCACAAUCUA
Dermochelys coriacea (leatherback sea turtle) is the source of this 1139-nucleotide messenger RNA. It is a transcript of the gene GNG4, whose product is annotated as G protein subunit gamma 4. Gene Ontology annotation, molecular function: G-protein beta-subunit binding. The record is from RefSeq and is a predicted model, not a curated record. The transcript is spliced from 4 exons. Lineage: Eukaryota; Metazoa; Chordata; Testudines; Dermochelyidae. The coding region runs from base 271 to 531 and encodes 86 amino acids. Gene Ontology annotation, cellular component: heterotrimeric G-protein complex. Gene Ontology annotation, biological process: G protein-coupled receptor signaling pathway.